Molecule: messenger RNA, 2832 nt
Organism: Pieris macdunnoughi
Lineage: Eukaryota; Metazoa; Arthropoda; Insecta; Lepidoptera; Pieridae
Source: the annotation of a GenBank genome assembly
AUGCGAUUAGAUUCCAGUCACGAAACCAGUGGGCUUAAUGAAAGCAAGUCCCGUACUGAAAUCAAGAAGCACUUAUCUGAAUCGAAUGUAAAUGAAACAUUUAACGAAAAAGAGAUGACACAAAUGAAUGUGAGUUCUCAAGAAAGUGACCCACUAGCCACUUCAAUGAAAAAAGAUCCAAAAUCUCCCAAGAAAGGGGAUAAGCGAACAAAUACAACACUGGACUUUGAAGUAUCAUCAAAUAAGAGUCAAUUGAACAAUCUCGAAAAAGAUGAAGAAAAUCCUUUAGAGUCUGAAAAAGAUAAUGAAACUUCAUCCGACAGUGACACAAACAAUAUAAUUAGUAAUUAUGAUUCAAUUCUUAGCACCCUGAACAAAGCUAGUAAAAUUGACACAUCACUUAACCUAGACGUGAAGAAAAAGAUGGAAAAUAAACGAGCCUCGAUAAUUGACGAGCUGAAUCUAACUCAGUCUGGUAAAAAAGAAAGUUUAUCAAACACAACACCGAAGCAAAAUCCUAAUAAAAAAGAUUUGGUUGAAGAUGAUGAUAAUUCGUCGUCUGACUCGAUCAGUCUCAAACUGCUUAUUUCUGAAGAUAGCAACACUGAUUCUAUUAAUACUAAAAAUGAAGACGAAGCGAUUCCUUUGAAAGAGAGUGAAGCUAAGAUUGAUCUCACAAAUAAUGAAGAGGAAAACAUGGAUUGUGGUUCAGAAAACCUCUUUUUCAUCGACACAAAAGGACACCUCGAAGAAGAUUCUCCAGCAGAAGAAAAGAUUUUCAAAGACAUGAAUAUUUCCAACAUUAAAACACCUAAAAGUGAAAAGAAGAAACAAAGGUUGUCUAAAUCGCAAACUGAUAUUAAUGUUACACUUAUUGAAGAAAUUGAUCAUCAAAAUACUUCAAGUGCCAAAACUCCUAAAAGUGAUAAGAAGAAACAAGCGUUUAAAGCGAUGGCAGAUAAUGAUUCACCUAUUAAGGAAAUCAUCAAAACACAGAAUUCAUCAAAUGUUAAUACUCCUAAAAGUGAGAAGAAAACGAAGCAAAAGUUAUCUGAAUCUUUAGCCGAUAUUGAGGAUGCCCCAACUGAAGAUAAAAUUCAAAUACAGAAUAUUUCAAGUAUAAAAACUCCCAAAAGUGAGAAGAAAAAGAAGCAAAAAUUAUCUGAAUCCGCUGAUCUUGAUGAUGCACCAGCAGAAGAAAGGAUUAUCAAAGACCUGAACAUUUCCAACAAAACUCCUCAAAGUGAAAAGAAACAGAAAUUGUCUAAAUCCCAGAUUGCAGAAGCACCGAUUGAAGAAAUCCCGGGCCAAAAUACUCCAAGUGACAAGAAAAAGAAAAGGCUAUCGAAAUCUCAUCUCAAUAUUGAAGCCAUGCAAGCCGAAGAUCAAAAUACCUCAAAUGUAAAAACUCCUAAAAGUGAAAAGAAGAGGCAAAAGUUAUCCCAGUCACAUACUGAUAUUGACGUUGAGCCCGAGGAUAAUAUGGACCAAAACGCUUCAAGUAUCAAGACUCCUAAAAGUGAGAAGAAAAAGAAGAAUAAAUUAUCUGAAUCAGCGGUUAAUAUUGAAGUUUCAGAACUGAAUUUGUCGCAAGCAAAAACUCCUAAAAGUGACAAGAAGAAAAAACAAGAUUUUUCUGAUUCCCGAGGGAAUAUUCAAGUUUCAGAGCUGGACUCAUCAAAUGCGAAAACUCCUAAAAGUGCAAAGAAGAAAAAGCUUAGUUUAUCCGAAUCACAAACAAAUAUUCAAGAACUGAACUCGUCCAAUGCCAAGACCCCAAAAAGUGCAGAGAAAAAGAAACAAGAUUUAUCUGAAUUGCAGAAUAAUCAAGAGCUGGGCUCUAAAGCAAAUACACCUAAAUCUGAAAAGAAGAAGAAUCGAGAUGUGUCACAGACAAAUAUUGAAGUUUCAGAAGUACCAAUAGAAGAAAUUGUUGCCGAGAUGGACUCGAAUGUAAAGACGCCUAAAAGUGACAAGAAAAAGAAAAGGAAGUCUGGCAAUAUUGAAGAUGCGAAUGUCGUUGAAGAAGUUUCAGUUGUCAAAACACCUAAAAGCGCUGAGAAACUCCCUCAAACUCAUAUGGAAGAUUUGGUAAAUAAACAAGAAAUUGAUUUAAUAAAGACUAAAGGUGAAAAGAAAAAGAAAAAACAGAUGUUACAAUCUGCAGAUAGCGUUGAAGGCCAAAGUGAAAAUUUAGUCAUAGGUAAGAAAAAGAGGAAGAGGUCAAACACUGUUCCCGUUGAAGAAAUUAUUGAUACAGCUUCACAGAGCAAUGGCAAUGAAAAGAAAAAGAGAAAAAUAAAAAAUACGGAUGAAACUGUAAAAGUAGCAGAUGUCAAGAAAAGUAAAAAACGCAAAGAAAGGGAAGACGAUGAACAUGAUCAACCAAAGGUCCAACCGAGUUCCUCAAAAAUGACAGUUCCCCGCUUGCCCAUGUCUGUCAUUACCCAGCUGGCGGAUAAUCCGAAAAUACAAGCAAGGAAGAAGCCAAAAGUAAUUUCAACCAGCGAAUUUAUAGUCGAGGACUAUCGAAGAAAAAUGCCCUCGACCUAUUUAGAAGAAAGUGUUUAUCUAAAUGAUGAUUCACCUGAAAAGAAGAAACCAAAGAAAAAAAUACCCAAAGUGCUGCCAUCAAUGCCUUCGACCUCUUCCUCCAACCACGGAUUUACGACUACAUUUAAAAUAAAUGUUAUCUCGGCUGAAACUAAAUUUGUCGCACAAGCUGACAACGCCGCCAACUUCAGGGAAGACCGUUUAUACAAUAAAAAUCGAAAGCGACGCACAUACGAACACUUAAAGAAACACACGAGUUCGAAAUUGUCAAAAUUUUAG